ACUGCUGUUGUUGAACAUCCUAUGACUGAGGAUGAUUUAACUCAUCCGGCCCUCUAUCGUUUUAAGCGAAAUAGUCUGCCUUGCUACACAUAUCACAAGUCUACAGCAAAUGACAAGGUGAUAAAUAACUCUGUCUCCAAUGCUGAUUGGGAUCUAUAUCCUGCUUUAAUUCGUACUAUUGAAAAC
Molecule: messenger RNA, 186 nt
Organism: Mucor mucedo
Lineage: Eukaryota; Fungi; Mucoromycota; Mucoromycetes; Mucorales; Mucoraceae
Exons: 1
Source: RefSeq, a predicted model, not a curated record